Molecule: messenger RNA, 1342 nt
Organism: Daphnia magna
Lineage: Eukaryota; Metazoa; Arthropoda; Branchiopoda; Diplostraca; Daphniidae
Product: lactosylceramide 4-alpha-galactosyltransferase-like
Exons: 3
Coding region: 173-1144 (323 amino acids)
Biological process (GO): glycosphingolipid biosynthetic process
Molecular function (GO): hexosyltransferase activity
Source: RefSeq, a predicted model, not a curated record
AGGCAGCGAUUUUUUUUCGUGUGGGAGGACGUCAUGGAAUCAGUUCCAGCAGCUUUUUGGCUAGCCACUCGUCAUACAUUCACCAUCCCAGGAUAGAUUUUCAGGAGCGAUAUCAAAAAGAAAAAUUCAACGGCGAUUCCUAUUGGCAUUAAUUAUUCUAACUGUGGGAGUAAUGGCGCUCCUCCUUAUUUCUUCUCAGCAUGACGAGAAAACUAAACCUGAAAGCAUCACGUCAUUACAUGAACGCGUUGGUAAAUUAAACGGUUUAAACAUUUUCUUUAUCGAGACAUCCGGUCGAUCGUGUCUCACUGCGCGUCAGGCGUGCGGAGUAGAAUCAGCUGCCAGGGCCAAUCCACACGCCAGCGUCACGCUGUACAUGGAGAAGACGCCGAUUGCGAACCUCUCCAGCUUCAAGAGCGAUAAAGACGAAGUUAAUUGUGCCAUAACUCAAUUUCUGCUGCGGCGAAUCGAAAACGUGAGGAUAUUGCGGCACAAUUUGCUGGAUCAUUUGGAAGGCACGCCGCUAUGGGAGUUCUACCGCAGUGGAUUGUUGAACAAAUCGACCACUCCGCUUGUUCACCGGAGUGAUGCGAUACGAGUGGCGUUGCUUUGGAAGAAUGGAGGCAUUUAUCUCGACCUGGAUUGCAUAGUGAUGCGUCCGCUGGAUAGUCUGAACAACACGGUCGGUACUGUCAGGGAUUUCAUACCCAACUGGAUUGAAAACGGCGUCAUGGCUUUCCAUGCCGGACAUCCAUUUCUCCAUUUCUUGAUGAAAUCUAUGGUUUUGGCCUUCCGGCCGGAUAAUUACCUGAGUCUCGGCCCGUCUGCAGUAACUGAAGCCAUCCUCGAUUUUUGCGAUCGGGACGACUUGCUGGCAAACACUUUGUUGCUCUGCUCGCGGAAUUCUUCUCUCUUCAUCCAACCGCCUGACUCCUUUUAUGCCAUCGGCAGCGGAAGAGCGGAUGUAUUCUAUCAGCAAACAACCGAUUUAGCCGAUUGGAACAAAUUGAAACAUAGCUUCCUGUCACACAUUUACGAUUCCGGGAGUGGUCGGCCAGUUCCACCCACGUCUUUGUACGCCCAGCUUGCCAGAGAUUACUGCCCGUUUACGUACAGAACGAGUGAAAGUAAUGGCAGCUUCUGACACGACGCUAUUUUCCUAUUUUCGUUUAAACAUUUCAUUACAAGCACAAAGUUUCCAUCCGAUUGACGUCACAAUUUUACGCAGUUUAUCAAUUUUACUCGUUCUCAAGGGUUCUGAGAGGUAUACUUGUUUGAGAAAUCCAAUGUCACAAAUUCGAAUUGUUACAUGCAAAAAUAUCACGACACGGCAGCCUAAGAA